AUGCUGCCCCACCACCUCGAAAGAGCAAAUCAACCCAGUCACAUCGACGGUUCGGAAGGAGGUUUCUUCACACUCGUAGAACACGCGUCUAAAAGCUCCACAAAUUCGCUUCGCGUUGAAACCGUAAAGAAUCAGGCUAGUCCUGGCCGUUGCAAAACAGCAUAUCCGAUGAGACGCAAUCGAGGUGCCUUUAGAAAGUGUACAGUUUGCGGGUCGAAGAAUGUCAAGGAUGAUCCUCGAUUGACUAAAUCAGCUGUGGGUUUGGCAUUGGGACUGGAGAAAGGUGGAAAUGGUCAGAAAAGGAACGAUGGUAAAAUGAUGGUACCAAGACCGAGAACUACCUUGACGCCUCCGUUCAGCGUCGUGAAUGGAAGCAGAGAUGCUGAUUACCCAGAGCACUGGAGACUUAUGUCGGUUUAUCAGCAGUCUUAUACCCGUAUAAAAGGAGAAGCUCGUAUCGUUGUUAGAUUAUAA
This is a messenger RNA of Osmia bicornis bicornis, 474 nucleotides long. RefSeq lists its product as uncharacterized. The record is from RefSeq and is a predicted model, not a curated record. NCBI's taxonomy places the organism in Eukaryota, Metazoa, Arthropoda, Insecta, Hymenoptera, Megachilidae.